Molecule: messenger RNA, 1008 nt
Organism: Porites evermanni
Lineage: Eukaryota; Metazoa; Cnidaria; Anthozoa; Scleractinia; Poritidae
Source: the annotation of a GenBank genome assembly
AUGGCUUCUUGCACAGUAGCUAAAAAACGGGCAUCUCGACAGAAAACUGCAAACAAUGUUGUUCAAACUGCUCCGAUUUGCAAACUUCCUGCGAAUAUUAUGCUACAAGUGUUCAAUUACCUUAAUGUAAAGACACUCUGUGCUUUAUCGACUGUUUGUCGGCGAUGGUAUCAUCUUGUUUGUGAUCGCUCGUUGUGGAAAUACGUUGAUCUACGCUUGUGGCCACUCUCGCUACGGACUUUGAAGAAAAUUGUAAGGAAUCGCUUGUCAGAUUCAGUUCUGGAACUGCUUAUCAAAGGCUUCAUUGGGACCACCAAAAAGGGCGAAAACAUUUCACCAUCUUUACUUGAAGAGAUCAAGACGAAAUGCCCUAGUUUAGAAACUCUGGGCUUGUGUUACUGUGACAUGAGAAAUAUUCCCGCUCAAUGUUUGCCACGAAAUUUAAAAUCGUUACUUCUAGAUCAUUCGAUAGUUCCACUUGGUUGGUUUGAGGGAUUGCAAUGUGAGACGUUCUUCCCAAAUCUAUUGCAGUUGAACCUAACAUAUUGCACCCGGGUUGAGAAUUCAGAUCUCCGUAGCAUAACAAAGCUGAAAAAACUUGAAAAUUUAAAUUUCAGUUACUGUUAUCGAGUUGGUGACGAAGGCAUUGAACAUAUCGCCCGAAAUCUUAGUAAUCUGAAAGUGCUUAAUCUUUCAAAUUGUCCCAAAAUAACUGAUCUAGGAUUGCAUCAUAUUGGACGACAUCUCAUUGGUCUAAAAAGGCUUAACCUGUUAUCAAGUUGGAGAAUAACUGAUGCUGGUAUUCUUUCACUGGUUCACAGUCUCACUGAACUGGAAUAUUUGAAUCUGUCAUCAUGCAAGGAGGUGACUAAUUCAGGGCUUACUGAGAUCACUGACAAGUGUAAAAAGCUGAAGUUGUUGGACGUAACAGGCUGUACUGCUAUUACAGAAAGGAAUGUGAGUGAUGCUAAGUUACUUUUACCUCUGUGUGAUAUUCAGUGGCCUUAG